UUUUAGUCUAAUCUAAGGUAAAUAUUUCUGUGGUGGUUUGGUGUCAUUUCGGUUUCUGUUUAUUCGUUCAAACACUUCCGCCUGCACAGACCACGCCCUCCUGCACUUUGAUUGGCGUAAGUGUUUCUAUCUCUGUCGUUGAUUGGCUUGUUGCGCUGUCACUCAAAUUGUAGACUUUCGGACCACGCAUCCCGCGCGGGGUUUUGUGCUUCUGUUGCUAAAAAGCGAAGGGACAUCCCUUACUCAUUACAGACGACACUAUUAUCAAAAAGUAAGGUCUGGGGUUUAUUUAAGGACCCGAAGAAAAGUUAUAAACACUUUGGAGAAAGAAUUGUUUAGGUUACAGGGUGAAAGUAAAGAAUGGCUGAUUGGUCAGACUACCGUAACGAUGAUGACGACGAAGUUGAGCAAGAAGAAGGAGAAGAGCCUGCAGGAGAAUACAGGAGCAGUGGGCGUGACAGCCUGGUGUUCUUAGUGGAUGCGUCUAAAGAAAUGUUUGUUAAGGGUGAAGAUGGAGAACCCUCUAACUUUGACAUGACCAUGCAGUGUGUGCGCAGUGUGUACACCAGUAAAAUCAUAAGCAGUGACCGAGACCUGGUUGCAUUGGUGUUUUAUGGUACUGACAAGAGCAAGAACCCCAGAAACUCUUUCAAACAUGUCUACGUUUACCAUGAUCUGGAUUCUCCUGGUGCUCGGCGUGUGCAGGAAAUCGAUAACCUGAGAGGUGAUAAAGGGUCUGAGCUGGCUGCAGAGACCAUGGGCAGUGGAGAGACAUCACUCGGAGAUGCUCUGUGGUGCUGUUCAAACUUAUAUAGUGACGUCAAGCUACGGCUGUCUCACAAACGUCUCAUGAUUUUCACCUGCAGAGAUAACCCUCACGGAGGAGACAGAACUCGAGACAAACAGGCUUGUACGAAGGCUGAUGAUCUUAAAGAGACAGGAGUGGUUAUAGACUUAAUGCACCUUACCAAGCCGGGAGGGUUUGAUGUUUCCCUGUUCUUCUGUGACAUUGUAAGCCCCCCUGAGGAUGAGAGUGAGCUUGGGCUGCAGCGCGAACCUUGUAGGAAACUUGAGGAACUACAGAAGAGGGUCAGGGCUCGAGAGAUGCCAAAGAGAGCUCAGAGUAGAAUGACUUUUUCUCUGGGAGAUGAUAUGAAUGUGGCAGUGGGGGUGUACAUGUUGGCCAGAACAGCCAGAAAACCUUCUGCUGUCAAGUUGUACAGAGAUUCCAAUGAGCCAGUUCUCACCAAGACUCGUCUCUUCCACACCCAAAAUGGAAGCCUGCUUCUGCCCAGUCAUACCAAGAGAGCCCAGUUUUAUGGAAACAAGCAGAUUGUGAUGGAGAAGGACGAAGUGGAUGAGAUCAAAAAGUUUGAUAAUCCAGGUCUGGUACUGAUAGGGUUUAAGCCAAUGGAUCGUUUGAAAUUACACCAUCAUUUACGACCUGCUUUGUUCAUAUAUCCUGAGGAGGACCAAGUCACAGGGAGUUCCUGUGUUUUCACAGCUCUGCUGCAAAGAUGUAGUGAAAAAAAUGUGUUUGCAUUGUGCAAAUUCACUUCACGCCGUAACACUCCACCUCGCUUUGUGGCCUUGGUACCCCAGAGAGAAGUGCUGGACAGCAGUCAGGUUCAAGCUGCACCUCCAGGUUUUCAUGCUAUUUUCCUACCCUACGCGGAUGAUAUACGCACCCUGGAUGUGCACGAGUGUCCUACAGCUUCUGAUGAACAAGUUAACAAAAUGAAAGAGAUUGUGCACAAACUCCGCUUCAAAUAUAGGAGUGAUGCAUUCGAAAAUCCAGUUCUGCAGCAGCAUUACAGGAAUCUGGAGGCCCUAGCUCUGGAUAUGAUGGCACCUGAAGCUAUUGAGGACUUCACAAUGCCCAAGGUGAAAAUGAUAGAUGAACGACUUGGUCCUCUACUUCAGGAAUUCAAAGAUUUGGUCUAUCCAGCAGACUACAACCCUGAAGGCAAGCCAUCAGCCAAACGCAAACCAGCUGAAGCUGGGGGAGGUGUUGACAAGAAGCCAAAAGCUGAGAUGUCAGAAGAUGAGUUGCAAGCCCAUUUGGCUAAAGGAACUCUGGGCAAGCUGACAGUACCUGUGCUGAAAGAUGCCUGCAAACAAUUUGGAGUACGAACCACAGGCACCAAGAAACAGGAACUCAUAGAUGCUCUGACUGCACAGCUUUCUAAAUAAAUUGAGACAUUAGACAGUUGAACAUUCUGAAUGAGUUUACAAGAUACAGUGCCUGAUGCUGGCAAUUGAUAUGUAAUAGUUUUGCUGUUGCUGUUUAGUAGUGAAGGAACUGUUGCCAUAAUAUAAGUGCUGCUACAGCAUUUUAAUCUUCACUUUCUGUUGUUACACAUUGUUUUAGGGCUUUGUAAAUCAGAAAAAACUCUAAUAAGCACUCUAAUUAAACUUUUUUUGCACUGUUUGUUUUCCAGGAAGAAUGAGUGUCUCUGUUGUAAAUACUUUGUACAAGUGCAGCACAAUUUGAACACAAAAAAAUAACUGCAAAAUACAACAUUCAAAACAAACCUAAGAUAUGUAAAGGGCUGUUUUAUAAUGCUUUAUGUUUAUUAGGAGAAGGCAUUACUGUUGGAGGCAAUUCUCUUUGUAAUAACUGUUCAGUAAUUUUUGUCACAGUGGUGCCGUGGCGCCUCCUCACAGUUGCAGAGUCCCUGGUUCGAUCCUGAGCUCGCAUUACUGUCUGUUGCAGAGUUUCACGUUUUCACUGUGUUCGUGUGGGUUUCCUUCAGAUUCAUUGGUUUCUUUUCAAUGUCCAAAAACAUGGAGGUAGGAGGAUUGGCUAUGCUAAAUUGCCCCUGGGUGUGAAUGAGUGUGGAAUGUUGCCCUGUGAUGGAGUGGCAUCCCAUCUGGGGUGAAUUGUUCUGCCUUGUACCCAGUGUUGCCAGGAUUGGCUCUGGAUUUGCCAUGACACAGACCAGGAUAAGUGAUUACUGAAGAUGAAUGAAUUUUUGUCUCAUUACCUAUAGUGUCCAACAUGCCAGCCUCUUAAUGCCAAUUUUUAUAAUUGAAAACCAGGAAGCCCUGCUUCCUAAUUUAUAAUUAAAAAAGAGGCUGUAAAAGUAGAAUUUGCCAUUGAGGAUGAUGCUAAUGAAGGUUUCUAAUUGGUUAUGACAAGAUAUUUAGAUAAUGAUUAGAGGAGGCAGCAGUAUUGUGCUUCUGACAACAUUAAGAAACAUUAAAUGCAGUUCCACUUGUGUUGAAAUUACAGUAUGAUUCAAUAUGAUGUUUCAGGCAAGGAACAAGUGAAGGAUUACUAAUAUAUUUAGGAAACGAAACUAGUAUAUUACAAAACUUGUAUAUUAUGAAACGAUUCCAAUAACAUGGCUGCUUGACAUCAGAUUUGUAUACGGACUUCUAUAAUUCAAUGACCAGAUUAAAGCAAUGUACUCACAGAACAUACUUUUUUGGUAGAAAUUAUACAUUUUCAGUAAAAAAAAAAAUUGUACAGGUUAUACAUAUAAUUUUGUUGUGUAAUCGUGAAAGUGGAAAAUUCAAUUGACAUUUCACCCUCUUAACACCUAUUAAUGUCCAAAUAUGAGUCUAAAAAUUUUUAACUUAGAUAAAUAUAGAAUGGUGUAUUCACAGUAAUGUUUUAUGGAUUACAGUAUUUAAUGAAACCUAAAUAAAACCUAUUUACAAUAAAAAGCAUGUAGUGUAAAAAAAAAUGCAGCUCUUUAAUAUAUGAAAAAUAGUAGGCCAUACAUAAUAUAAAUCUGGUAAAACCACAAAGCAGUUUUUAGUGGCUGGUUAUUAUUCCUGAAAG
This is a messenger RNA of Pangasianodon hypophthalmus (striped catfish), 3790 nucleotides long. It is a transcript of the gene xrcc6, whose product is annotated as X-ray repair complementing defective repair in Chinese hamster cells 6. Gene Ontology annotation, biological process: telomere maintenance; cellular response to X-ray; double-strand break repair via nonhomologous end joining. NCBI's taxonomy places the organism in Eukaryota, Metazoa, Chordata, Actinopteri, Siluriformes, Pangasiidae. Gene Ontology annotation, cellular component: nucleus; Ku70:Ku80 complex. The record is from RefSeq and is a predicted model, not a curated record. Gene Ontology annotation, molecular function: damaged DNA binding; DNA helicase activity; double-stranded DNA binding. The transcript is spliced from 12 exons. The coding region runs from base 361 to 2193 and encodes 610 amino acids.